CAUAAAAGAACAUAAACAUUAAGUGAUUCAUCGCUUAGUUAAGCAACAAUUAAAGUAAACUAAAUAACACAUGAUUGGCAUUCAGCAAUAACAGUAGCUGGGCCCACGCGUUGCACCCAAUUAUGUCGGCCGAUUCGAUCAAGGAGCCACCACCAGCAUCUACACCAGCACCUGCAGCGGAAUGUGCACAUUUGUUGGAAUUCAAGCAGUUUCUGGCCUCGACAGCCGCCAAAGCGACCGCCGUUAGUGAGGAUCUGACACGAUCUUGUGUAACGCGCACCAGCAAUGACACCUACAAGGUGUCGGUGGAGGAGCGACACGCUGAGCUGGUGGCCGCCAUUUGGCAGCAGCUGAAUAACAGAGGCUGUCCGGCAGGCUUCCGCCUGAAGCUCCUCCACCAGGCCACACAGCUGUUGGAGCAGGAGAUAUGCUACGCCAAGGAGUGCGAGGUCUCUGGCGAAGGUCCCCCGCAAUAUGAUCUGCUGAAGCUGCAGAAGUUUGUUGGCAAUCAAAUGGACAAGCUGCUCAUAAAGUUAACAGACAAUUCGGAGAUGGAGCGACUGAAGGACUACGCCGACGAGGGUGUCAUCUGCCAGAAUCCCGAGCAUUGCGUGUGCGGACUGGCCCAAGCGGCGCUGCACACAUCUGCGGCCGUCAAGAACAAGCCACGCAAAAUGGAGGAUCGUCACGUGUGCUUGGAUCGUUUUGGUGCCAUCUUUGAGCUGCCCAACAGGGAUUGUCGUUUCUUUGGUGUUUUUGACGGACACUCUGGUUCCUUAUCCGCCAGUUAUGUCACAAGUCAGCUGCCCCAGCUCCUGGCCAAUCAGCUAAAGCGAACAGAGGACCUAGAAGCAGCGCACAGCAGCUCUGACUUUUAUCGCAAUGCCUUUGAGACGGCAUUCCUGCAGGCAGACGAACGCUUUAUCCAAAAACGCAUCACCAGCGGCACCACCAGCGUCUGUGCGCUGAUCAACCGAGAUCAACUGUACAUAGCCUGGGUGGGCGACUCGAAAGCUCUGCUAGUGGGCAAACGCACACAGCUGCAGCUGGUCAAACCGCACAAACCUGAGUCGCCAGAUGAGCGCAAACGCAUAGAGGCGGCCGGCGGUACUGUACUGCAUGCCCAGGGUCAGUGGCGUGUGAACGGCAUUCUUAAUGUGGCGCGUUCCAUUGGUGACUACUGCCUGGAGGCGGUCAUAGCGGAGCCAGAUUUCGUUGAUGUCCAUCUAAAUGAAGCGCAUGACUUUCUCGUGCUGGGCACCGAUGGCCUGUGGGAUCAUGUGCCAGAGUCUUUCGUCAUUGACACUGUUUAUGAGCGUCUGGCGGAUACGACAACGAAACUCGAUGACAUUCCGAAGCUACUGAUAGAGGCGGCCAAGGAUGGAGACUCGCAGGAUAACAUAACCGCGGUGAUAGUUUUGCUCAAGCCGCGUCAUCAGAUUGAAAGGUAGAGAAUUGUCCGUGGAGAUGUUUUUUUUUUGUAUCUAUAAUUGUUAGCCGCAUUGUUGAUUCGUUGAUUUUAAUUAUUUUCUUUGUUUAAAUGUAAAUAAUUAACUCGAUAUCCUCCGCCAGUUUGGAACGUUCAAAGAGAGAGCAUUUGAAUCAUUUUGUAUCACUUUUGUAACCAAAGCUCUCUCCCAAACGAAUCCAUAGUCGGUGGAGGGGCACACAAAACACCCUUUAAUUGUCACAUUCUCACGUGCCUGAUCCUUAAGGAUCACUUGGUUGCUCGAAUAAGCUCAAUCAAAAUACGUUUUAAUGGAAAGUUUUCUGGCUUUAUGCAACUCGUUGUUAACAGACAAACACAAUACAAUACAAUACAAAAUAAUAUACAAAAGUGCACACUUAUAGCAUAUUUUUAGUAUAGAAUGCCACGCCUCUAUUUAUAUAUAUACACACAAACAUUUGAAGUUGUUUUUCGGCCGCUUAAGUGCUUCCGUUGUAAUUGUAUUAGAAAAGCAAUGUCAAGUACACAAUUAUUAUAGCUGUAGUUCCCACAUAUACACCUAA
Molecule: messenger RNA, 2010 nt
Organism: Drosophila subobscura
Lineage: Eukaryota; Metazoa; Arthropoda; Insecta; Diptera; Drosophilidae
Product: protein phosphatase 1F
Exons: 1
Coding region: 123-1451 (442 amino acids)
Biological process (GO): negative regulation of protein kinase activity; protein dephosphorylation
Molecular function (GO): protein serine/threonine phosphatase activity
Source: RefSeq, a predicted model, not a curated record